AUGAAAUUACUGGGCUCCCUACCCUGCCUCCUGCUGGCCCUGUGCCUGGGCAGCGGGAAGGCUGGCCCACUACAAGGGGGUGCUGGAAUAAAUGUUGGGGAGGCCGUUGGACAUGGAGUAGGUGAUGCCCUUAGCCAGGGCCUUGGGCAGGCCCUUGGCCACGAGGCAGGAGGGGCAGCCAGUAGUGCUGCUGGCCAAGGGUUCAGAGAAGCAGCCGGUUCUGCAGCCAGGGAGGCCACAGACGCUUUGGGCAAUAAGAUCGGGGAAGCAGCCCAUAGUCUUGGGAAUGGUGGAAGAGAGGCUGCCAGACAGGUUGAGAAUGCCCUUCAACAUGGAGCAGAUGCUGCCCAUGGCUCCUGGCAGGGGAUGCCCGGCAGCAAUGGUGCUUGGAUGGACAUACUAAGUGCAGGUCUGUUGUCCUUGCAGGGAACAUCUGGAGGCCAUGGCAUAGGCAAUGUCGGAGGUGCAGGCACUCCCUGGGGCCAUGGAUUCCCUGGAAGCUCAUCAGGCAGCUUUGGAACUCAGGGAGGCUUUGGGGGUCCAGGAGGCAAUGGAUUGCCACCAAACACUGGGGCCAAUGUUCAGGGAUCUGUGGCCCAGCCUGGUUAUGAUUCGGUGAGAGGCAGCAGCCAAAAUACCGGGUGCACCAACCCCCCACCAUCUGGCUCAGGAGGAAGCUCUAGCAACUCUGGGGGAAGCAGCGGCUCACAGUCAGGCAGCAGUGGCUCACAGUCAGGCAGCAGUGGCUCACAGUCAGGCAGCAACAGUGGCCGUGGUGGCAACAGUGAUGGCAGUUCUGGGACCAACUGGGGAUCCAAUACCGGCUCUUCCUCCAGCGGCGGCAGCAGCGGAAGCGGUGGUGGACAUAAACCCGAGUGUGAGAACCCAGGGAAUGGAGUCCGCAUGUCUGGAGGCUCCGGGGGUCAGAACUCUGAGAUGGCUCCUGGGCUCUUCAACUUCGAGAGUUUCUGGAAGAAUUUUAAAUCCAAGCUGGGUUUCAUUAACUGGGAUGCCAUAGACAAGAGCAAAAUCCCGCCCCCCAGCACUCGAGCCCGCCUCUACUUCCACCGACUCUGGGAGGAAUUCAAAAGCAACACUCCUUUCUUCAACUGGAAGGCAAUUACUGAGGGUGCAGACCCAUCACUGCAGAAGAGGGCGGGUGGUGCCGAUCAGGUGAGUCUCUGCCCUGCAACUUCCCUGGAAGGCCCUUGGUCCCUUCUCAGCCUUGUUCCUGGGUCGGCCAAUCUGAUAUUGUCUUUCCCUCCCCCAUUCAAUAGUUUUCUCAGCCAGGCGGAGAAAGGCAAGAUGCAGCAGUUUCUAAGAACCACGUUUAUGGCCAGCAGGUAUAUCCUACUCCCUAUAAUUGGCAGUACCCACCCAAGACCCCUGCUAAGGUGGGAGAGAGGGAGGAGUGACGCCGCCUUCUUCCUCGGCUUCCCGGGUGCAACCCAGCCUGCUGCACUGGAUGAAGUUCUGGAAGAAACCAACAUCGAAAAUUACGCAGCGGAAUCCGAGGGCCUCAACUCUCAGUUCCUGAAUGUUGACAAGUUGCGAUCUGCUUUUAAGCCUGAGGAGUUCCUGAACUGGCAUGCGCUCUUUGAGUGGCUGCACAUUCUGCACUUUACCCUCUUGGUCUAUUCCUGA
Messenger RNA from Otolemur garnettii (small-eared galago), 1644 nucleotides. RefSeq names its product dermokine (gene DMKN). The coding region runs from base 1 to 1644 and encodes 547 amino acids. Gene Ontology annotation, biological process: cornified envelope assembly. Gene Ontology annotation, cellular component: extracellular region. The record is from RefSeq and is a predicted model, not a curated record. The transcript is spliced from 20 exons. NCBI's taxonomy places the organism in Eukaryota, Metazoa, Chordata, Mammalia, Primates, Galagidae.